Molecule: messenger RNA, 939 nt
Organism: Equus caballus (horse)
Lineage: Eukaryota; Metazoa; Chordata; Mammalia; Perissodactyla; Equidae
Source: RefSeq, a predicted model, not a curated record
AUGCAAGAGCCUAACAAGUCCUCUGUGACAGAAUUCAUCCUUCUGGGCUUCUCCUUCAGCCCUAGGACCACUCCUCUGUUCUUCUCAGUCUUCCUGAUGACCUACUUGUUGAUUAUUCUGGGUAACAGUUUGAUCACCAUCCUCAUCUGCCUGGACUCACGUCUCCACACACCCAUGUACUUCUUUAUUGGCAUUCUUUCCGUGUUGGAUCUGGGUUACACCACUACAACUGUGCCCCAGAUGUUGGUACAUCUGGCCAGUGAGAACAAGACCAUCUCUUUUGCCAGCUGUGUGGCCCAAAUGUACAUUUUCUUGGUGCUAGGCAUCACCGAGUCCUGGCUCUUUGCCGUCAUGUCUAUAGACAGGUACAUGGCCAUCUGCCACCCACUCAGGUACAAGGUCAUCAUGAGCCCACGGUUAUGUGGGAUAAUGGUCAUUUUCUGUGGUCUCUGGGGUGUCAUCUCUGCUCUUGUCUACACUCUCUUUGCCAUGUGCCUGCCCUACUGUGGCCCUAACAAGAUCAACCACUUCUUCUGUGAAGUCCCUGCAGUCUUAAAGCUGGCUUGUGCAGACACCUCAGUCAAUGACCAGGCAGACUUCAUUCUUGGCUUUAGUGUCAUCCUAGUUCCACUCGCCCUCAUCCUUGUCAUUUAUGUCAACAUCUUCAUUGCUAUCUUGGGGAUCCGUUCAGCCCAGGGACGACUCAAGGCCUUCUCCACCUGUGCCUCCCACAUCAGUGUGGUCACCAUGUUCUGUGUGCCAGCCAUGGUCAUGUACAUGAAGCCUGGCGCUGAGGUCUCCCCAGAGGAGGACAAGAAGUUGGCCUUGCUCUACAACAUCAUCUCUGCUUUCCUCAACCCCAUCAUCUACAGCCUCCGGAACAAGGAUGUGAAGAGGGCUUUCCUCAAGGUAACAGGUUGGGGCAGGGCCCCAGAAUGA